GUCUAUCUCCCCCUACUCGUCUCCUUCCUUUAUUUUCUUGCAUUAAACAUGAAUUUUGGUGCCUUUGCCCGAUCUUUAACACGACUUUAUAGUACUUCAUCAAUAGAAGGUUUGACGGCUGGAGAAUCACAGCUUUAUAAUAAAUUGCAAAAAGCAUUUGAUCCUAUUCGACUUAGAGUGGCCGAUGUAUCUGGUGGUUGCGGUUCAAUGUAUGCUAUUGACAUUGCUUCAAAGUCAUUUGAAGGGAAAUCUAUUGUAAAACAACAUCGUUUGGUGAAUGACUUGUUGAAGGAAGAAAUUAAAGAUAUGCAUGGAUUACAGCUUCGAACAUCUAGCAAAUAAUUUUACCCUUUUUUUUAAAAAAAAAAACUCCUGUAAUGUAAUAAAAACUCGAUAUUAUUUUCCCAAAAAA
Molecule: messenger RNA, 412 nt
Organism: Halteromyces radiatus
Lineage: Eukaryota; Fungi; Mucoromycota; Mucoromycetes; Mucorales; Cunninghamellaceae
Product: bola protein
Exons: 3
Coding region: 49-342 (97 amino acids)
Source: RefSeq, a predicted model, not a curated record